ACUGCAUUACAUGACAUAUACGCUUUCUGUUUUUAAUAUAUGAAGAAUUUGGUUCCAAAACGAGAUAACUCGGUUUUUAAAAUUUUGGUCAAAACAUGUUUAUUAUUAUGUUAUCAUGUUUUUAUUGUUUUAUUGUGCUACUUAGUUGUUUUUUUUUGUUAAAUUAAUAUUAAUUGAAAUGCACAAUGAAAAUUUUUUGUUUUGGAACCAAAUUCUUCAUAUUGAAACAAGGCACUAGCCUGGAUGCCAGCCGAUCUUAGCCCCGCCCACAAGAUUUUGAGAACGGGAAGAUCGGUCUGGGGUUUCUGCGUUGAGGAGCUACUAUGCUAGACCCAAAGCUGGUCGAAACAAUCAAAUUGUCAGGGCAGGCUUUAUACGAUGAUGGACAGAUGAUCAACAGUAAUGUAAUGAACCACGUCACCAAAGAGUGCGUGUUAUGAAUCUGUUUACAACGAAAUGGCUGCCGCUGUAGAAUAGGCUCCAUGCACAAGCGUAGUGAAGAACUUCCGCUAAUGUCAGAAGGCGGCAUAUCGGUUUCCGGUUUACUUCGUCUUCAUCCGCAUCCGCUAUAAACAAACAAGAUGAGUGCUGCUGUUGUACGAAAAAAGAGAUAUAAUGUGCGUGACGCAUCUAAGUUUCUAAGAGCUGUAGGUGGAUCUAAGGAGCACUGCUGUGUGCCACUUUGCUCUGCUUCAAGUAGAUAUAACACCCAUUUGAGCUUCCACUGUUUCCCGAAAGACACCAACCUUCGUGCGCAGUGGCUUCACAAAAUAAGGAGGGCAGGAUUUACGGUGACCCCCCACACUAAGAUAUGCAGUCGACAUUUUCACGAGAAUGACAUCCACACUACUGCUAGGGGUAGACGGGUUUUAACUGUAGGCUGUGUUCUGUCGUUAUUUGAGUGGAAUAACUACACUAAGGUGUCACGGGCCGGUGUUUGGGAGCGCCGAUCUCGACCACCGAGUCCAGAACCGGACAUGCCGUGGCCUGAUGAAGACAUCGAGAAACCAGUCAUGGUCCCAAUGGUUGUGGACCACGACUACGGGGCCAGUCGUACUGUAUGUGUGGAGCGGGAGCGAUAUGAAGAUGCGUUGAGGGAAAUCGAGACGCUCAGAGAACAGCUUCAAACAUUUCAUCUUCAACACUCCUUUAAUACUGUAUUUUAGAUUCCCCUCAUACGAGCAUCUGAUGGCGUUCUGGCACCUGAUCGAGGCAGCAACAGCAAAAAUUGUUAGGGUCACCAGGGCAAAUAAAAACUAUGCCACUACCACAACAACUGAAAGCCCUUUAACCAGACCAACUGUAAGUUUUCUUUUCUCUCUCUCACACACAUACACACACACACACACACACACACACACACACACACACACACACACACACACACACACACACACGAAAAGGAUGGUUUUGAACUGACACUCAUAAUAAGGGUGUAAUUAUAACCUCAUUUCACGAUUCAAUACAUAUGAGAUACUGAACUCACAAUACAAUAUUAUUGCAACUUAACAUAUUCCCCUAUUGCAUUAUUAUUAUAUUCACCAUUAUAUAUUGUAGUUUAAUGUAGUACUGACAGUAAAACUCUUUAAACUGGAUUUUAUCUUUAACACAUUCAUUUUAAUUUUGGGUGAUCAAAACAGAUAUUCACUAUCCAUGAUUUAUGUUGUUGAAAUUUUGUAUUGCGGUAUUGUAUUACACCCCUACUCAUCACAUUAAACUCAUCUCCCCCCAGAAACUG
Messenger RNA from Misgurnus anguillicaudatus (oriental weatherfish), 1738 nucleotides. Lineage: Eukaryota; Metazoa; Chordata; Actinopteri; Cypriniformes; Cobitidae. The record is from RefSeq and is a predicted model, not a curated record.